Molecule: messenger RNA, 1092 nt
Organism: Chaetomium globosum CBS 148.51
Lineage: Eukaryota; Fungi; Ascomycota; Sordariomycetes; Sordariales; Chaetomiaceae
Exons: 2
Coding region: 1-1092 (363 amino acids)
Biological process (GO): mitotic recombination; meiotic mismatch repair; UV-damage excision repair
Cellular component (GO): nucleus; nucleotide-excision repair factor 1 complex; ERCC4-ERCC1 complex
Molecular function (GO): single-stranded DNA binding; damaged DNA binding
Source: RefSeq, a predicted model, not a curated record
AUGGACGAUGACGAAUACGGCGACGCCGACGACAUUCUCGUCGCCCUGGCGGCGCAAUCGGAACCGUCGAAACCAGCUCAAUCACCCGCUGCGCCGAGAAUUCAACAACCCACACCCCAGCGCCUCGACCGAGCACCACCUUCAAAUCCCGCCUCCAGCUCUGCGACGCCCAAGGUUGUGCAGCCUACCCCGCAGGCUCUGCCCGCUCGUGGUUCGGGGUCCUCCAUCCUCGUCUCGCCGAGGCAAAAGGGCAACCCAGUGCUCGCCUGCCUAAAGUCGGUUGCUUGGGAAUACAGCGACAUACUCGCCGACUACGGGCUCGGCCAGACAACCUGCGCCCUCUAUCUAAGGCCUCAAUACCACCGCCUCCACCCCGAAUACAUCUACACGCGCGUCCGCAACCUCCAAGGAAAAUACAAGCUCCGCAUCGUGCUCACCAUGGUCGACAUCCCCAACCACGAGGACGCCCUGCGCGAGCUUUCCAAAACCUCCCUGGUCCACAACGUCACCAUCAUCCUCGCCUGGUCCGCCGCCGAAGCCGCCCGCUACCUGGAGCUCUACAAGUCCUAUGAGCACGCGGGCUUCGGCGCCAUCCGCGGCCAGCAGGCCUCGAGCUACGCCGAGCGCCUCGUCGACUUCGUCACCGCCCCGCGCAACAUCAACAAGACCGACGCCGUCGCGCUGGUCAGCUCGUUUGGGAGUCUGCGGAAUGCGGUGAAUGCGCAGCCCGACCAGCUGGGGGUCGUGGGUGGGUGGGGCGAGAAGAAGGUCCGCGCGUGGACUAAGGCGGUCGAGGAGCCGUUUAGGGUGAAGAAGGCGGGGAGGCGGGCUGGAACCACCGGGAAGGCCUCGCAGAGUGUGAGUGUGUCGGUGAGUUCGAAGGAGCAGGGUGAGGAUACAGAGGCGGAGGCGGCCAUUGCGGAGGCGGAAGGGGGAGCAGAAGUUGCCACUGAUAGUGGGCGGCGGCUUCAACCCGUGCCCGUGCGGCCCGCAUCAGCCACGUCGGCUACAUCGGCGGUGCCGGCGCGCAAGGCCGAUCAACUGAGCGACGGUGUCGCCGCCGCGCUGGCAAAACUCAGAGAGAAGGGCUAA